GCUAGACGUCAAGCUUGUGAAAGCUCUCUUGCACCAUGUCAUGGACUCGGGCACAACUUCUUGCGAGCACCACUAGGUCGCCAUGGACUCGCGACUUCCGCCAUCUCAAUCCCGUCCCCAAGAAGUUCUUGGUGCGGAAUUCGUUCUACGACCCCGCAAUUAAGGCCGUCCCAGUCCAGGACAGAAUCAAGUACUGGAACAUCGUUCCUGGCGACCAUAUCCGCAUUCGCGGGGAUACACGCAGCAUCGUACACGAAGUACUCAGUGUCAACAAGCUCACGAACCGCGUCUACCUUAAGGGUGCCGUGACGGAAAGUCGCGGAAAGGCACCUGUUAACCGCAACAUUCAUUACUCAAGAUGUCAGCUUCUUAUUGGGGAGACGGAAGCUGAGCAACCUGACGGUGAUUCAUCAACUAUUCAAAAACUGUUUGCGCGCCGUAUUGAAACCAGGAACGUACGUUGGCAGCCUGUGGGGCAUAAAUGGGAGUGGGACCGGGUAGCUAUCGCUCUCGCACCUCGGAAACAAGACCAGAAGCCCGUCAAGAUUGAAUGGCCAAAGCAAGACCCUCUCCCCAAGCCUCAAACUGAUCCAAUGCUCGACACGUCCGAGUCAGUGGUCAAGGCGAUUACUUACCAACCACCAGCAUUUGAUGCGUCAACGAUUGAUCCUACAGCGCGGGCAAAGGCGGAGAAAGAGUAUCUGAAAAAGCUAUUCCAACGCGACGCGCCGGCAUACGAUGAGUCCCGGCCUAUGGAGAUAUAUGUGUCUAAGGAGCUCUGUAAUCCUCAUGGACGCGCCAAGAUGCAGGCUCGUUGGCAAGCCGCACAGGCCCGGAAGUCGGCCUUGCUGCAGAAGCUAAUUCGGGAGCACACGGCCAAGACAUCUGGUGUCAGCGCGUCCCAGGCCAAGAUGGAGGCUCUUUUCAAGUACCGCCAGAUCAUGGACGAGGAGCGCAAGGCGGAGAAGAAGAGGAGAUGGAUGACGCCCGCCCGGCUGGCCAAGAUGGCGAAGAAGACCGGAAGGAGGCAGCGUAAGGCCGAGAAGCAGGCCGGCAAGUUGGACAACUUGGUGCUGCAUAAUGAUAGAAACCAGGUUGCUCCUCGUGUUUGAGGCAUCCACUCUGUUCCACUAUCUAGUGCUCGGACGUCUAGACGCAUUUUCAUAGCAUAGAUAAUUAGUCACAUAUAACGAUAAUUUGCACACCGC
Molecule: messenger RNA, 1208 nt
Organism: Coniophora puteana RWD-64-598 SS2
Lineage: Eukaryota; Fungi; Basidiomycota; Agaricomycetes; Boletales; Coniophoraceae
Exons: 4
Coding region: 36-1112 (358 amino acids)
Source: RefSeq, a predicted model, not a curated record